Molecule: messenger RNA, 3357 nt
Organism: Cynara cardunculus var. scolymus (artichoke)
Lineage: Eukaryota; Viridiplantae; Streptophyta; Magnoliopsida; Asterales; Asteraceae
Product: probable ubiquitin-conjugating enzyme E2 24
Exons: 9
Coding region: 554-3106 (850 amino acids)
Source: RefSeq, a predicted model, not a curated record
UGUGUGAGAGAGAGAGAGAGAGAGAGAGAGGAUUAAAGGGGGCAAUUAGGAUUUCAUGGUUUCCUCUAUCAUAGUUCUUGGCUGCAAAUGGUACAGAAGCUAAGGGAUCAUGGAGAUCUUUUUUCCUGCUAGAGAGUAGAUCAUCUUGCGAAUCUCCAUGGCAUAACCUGCAAUUCGAUUCCCUUUAGUGCUUGCUUCUUUUUAUCCUUUAUGUGUAUCUCUUUUCGGCUGAUUCAUUCAGCUACUUGAUACCAGAACUUGGUUGAAAUCAACGAUUUAACCCCCGGGCAAAUCUCCUUUGGCAAAUUUACAUAUUGUGACUUCCAAUCGAACUUAGUUCCUUUUGGGGUCAUUUGGCUAUCUAUACGUAUAGAUUCUUGAAUAUAUAUCUAUCGGGCAAAUCUCCUUUGGCAAUACCAGAAUUUCUGGUGGAAACUUUGAUCCCCAUUUCUGGGCAUCGGGCAAAUCUCCUUUGGCAAAUUAUCUCCAAUUUCUUUGGAAGAUACUAUCACUUACUCAUACCAGUUACUUCCAUAUCACAAGGAUUGGAGUGAUGGAUGUGUUUGUAAGCGAUUUCGAUAGCUACAGCGAGAGCAGUAGCUCCGAUGAUCAAGAAGAUGAUGAGUUUAUGUACGGUGGACAAGCGAGCUGUAUUCUCUUGAAUCUUCAAGAAACCAUCGGGAAAAUCGACGAUUUUCUUUUGUUUGAGCGAAAAUAUGUCCAUGGGGACAUUGUUUGCUUGUUGAAAGAUCCAUAUUCCCAAAUGGGUCGGGUAACAAACGUCGAAAUGGUUGUGGAUUUGGAAAACCUUAAUGAGAAGAAAUUAAAUGAUAUCGACUCCAAAGAACUCCAACGGAUCCGUUCGAUCUCGACGGGUGAUUACGUAGUUUCUGGUCCAUGGGUCGGUAAAGCAGACCAGAUAACGGAUUUCGUGACCGUCUUGUUUGACGAUGGCACGAGAUGUGAAUUUACAAUAACGGGCAUGGAGAAGCUCGUACCGGUAUCUCCAGAUAUGGUCGAUGAUUACCCUUACUAUCCUGGACAACGAGUCAAACUCGCGAACUCGACCAUCUCAAAGUCAACCCAAUGGUUCUGUGGAUCCCGGGAAGUCAAACACGAUGAAGGCACCGUAUGCACUAUUGAUGCGGGGUUGGUCUACGUGACCUGGCUCGGCUGCGCUUUGUUCGGUUCAGAGAGCCAACCGGUGCCACCAUCUUUACAAAGCUCGAAAGACUUGACUCCCAUUUCGUGUUUCACUCAUUCGCAUUGGCAGAUUGGCGAUUGGUGCACCCUACCAAAGAUUCGGCAUUCGGGUGUCCAUAACCAAUCAAGUAAGUCACCGGAAUUUCAAGAAAUCUUUGUGAUUGCGAAGAUAAGAUCGAAAAUUGAUGUUUUGUGGCAAGAUGGAAGUGAAUCAUAUGGGUUAGAUUCGAGUUCUCUUGGUCCGAUUAACACACUUGAUGCUCAUGAUUUUUGGCCUCAUCAGUUGGUUCUUGAGAAAGGAACAUGUGAUGAUCAAAAUGAUCGCAAAUGGGGCGUCGUGAAGGUUGUGGAGUCGAAGGAAAAAACCGUGAAGGUGAAGUGGGAAUCGGAAACCGAAGGGGAAGAUAUGGAGGAAACAGUGAGUGCGUAUGAAUUGAUCGAGCACCCUGACUAUACGUAUAGUCACGGUGAUCUAGUUUUCAGGCUUCAUAAAGGGCAGAAUUUCGAAGAUACUGAACAGUUUUAUAGCAAUUGUCACCUAGCUCGCAUUGGGACCGUGAUUGGCUUCAAAAACGGCGUCGUUGAAGUGAAAUGGGCUGCUGGUUUUACGUCUAAGGUUGCUCCUCAUGAGAUUUUUCGAGUGGAAAAAUCUGAGGGCAUAUCGGCUACACCAUUGCUCAAUAACGACAAUAUCGAACCAAAGCUAGAGAAGUCGGAACAUGAUAACCACACACCGGACUCGAGAGAAAAGAAUUUGUCGGAUUCCGACGAUGAUGAGAAGGAUUGCUUAAAGACGAUAUAUGAUUCUACUACUUUUAAUGUCUCACGAGCUGCUAUCGGGUUCUUAUCCAAUGUCGCUACACGUCUGUUUGGAUCUCCCCUAUACACAUCAUUGCCUGUUGCUUCAGACCAUGUUCCUGGAAACGGUCCGGUAUCUGGUUUUGACAGUGAGGAAGAUGAUCAGAUGUUCGUAGAGACAUCCACGGAGGCAGAAUUCAAAGAAACGGAAGAGUCGAAGGGUGUUUCGGUUUCAUCGGCUACCAAGACUAUGAAAGAAAUUCGGCAAUUUGAUAUGGUCAACGACUGCUCGAACCACCAUUUCAUUGAUAGUCCUGGAAAGGGCUCGAUUUCGAGUCAGGUGAAGAAAUGUUGGCUAAAGAAAGUUCAGCAAGAAUGGAACAUUCUGGCGAACGAUCUUCCAGAAACAAUAUAUGUUCGUGUCUUCGAAGAACGGAUGGAUCUAAUACAGGCCGCGGUGGUUGGGGCACCGGGAACUCCGUAUCACGAUGCCAUUUUCUUCUUCGACAUUUUCCUUCCUUCGGAAUAUCCUCACGAGCCUCCGAUGGUGCAUUACAACUCUGGUGGGCUUCGAGUCAACCCAAAUCUAUACGAGUCGGGAAGGGUGUGUCUUAGCCUUCUUAACACAUGGACAGGCACCGGAAGCGAGACGUGGAACCCUAACGGGUCCACGAUUCUUCAAGUUCUGCUCUCUCUUCAGGCUUUGGUCCUUAACAAGAAGCCGUAUUUCAAUGAAGCCGGCUACGAUCAGCAGGUCGGAAGUAUCGAAGGGGAAAAGAAUUCGUGUAGCUACAAUGAGAAUGCGUUUCUCAUGAGCUGUAAAUCGAUGCUAUAUAUACUUCGCAAGCCACCUAAGCAUUUUGAGGCGCUCGUGGAGGAGCACUUCCGCGAACGCUGCAUGCAUAUCUUGAGGGCUUGUAAGGCCUAUCUCGAAGGGGUUCCAAUAGGGUGUGCGUUUGGUAGCCAACCCGUUGAGCUCGAAGCUCAGAAGGGUAAUUCUACCGGUUUCAAGAUCAUGCUCGCAAAGCUCGUCCCUAAACUCGUGGAAGCAUUUACAUCAAAGGGUUUUGAUUGCGCAAAUUUAGUAACUUGGCAUGGUAAGUAAUCAAAUAAUAUAGCUAGCGUGCAAGAAGGACGACAUCUGUGCAAAAAUAACGUUCUAUAAGGUAAUCAACUAUUUGCCCCAAAUAUACGACUAUAAUAGGGAUGUGAUGUGUGAUGUGUGAUGUGUGAUGUGUGACGUGUGAUAUGUAAAAUAUAGGGUUUCUGCUGUUUUUCAAUUUGGAGUUUUAACAGUUUGUAACAUUUUUACCUUGUAACAUAUUCGUCAAUAAUAACAAGUGCGGUUGGUUUGUG